CUCGCGCUUUACGUUUGCAAAAUAAUUAUUGUCACAACGUCAGUGGAACCUUAUCACAUCGCUUCAUUGUCAAAUCGACAAGCCAUAUUCAGAAGCGGAGUAUCCAUCGGAAUUGGAAAAAAAUUCUAAAUAUUUUAAAGCCUUUUUGGCUGCUUUCUCUUUCGCAAAUUCUUCUGCAAAUUUCGUGCUCUAUAUCAGCUUAUAGAAGUUAUUACAUGUUGCAUAAAAGAAAAAAAGUUAUAUAACAAUAUGCAUGCACAUUGCGCGCAAGUGUUAAGCGUAUUGCGGAAAUUGCAGAGAACGGAAUUGCAGAGAUCAUGAAAUAAGCUCCUAGUGGUAUUGCUUAUUCUAUCUUCUAGAUCUCAAUUUUCUAUAUAUGCGAACACUUUUAAGAAUUUAAAAUUGAAAGUCUCUUAGAAAUACAUUCCAUGCAAUCUGUUAGAAUCUCUAAUCUCUGCAAUUUUUCUCUAAAUAUUAAUCGAAUAUUACAUAAUUCUAUUAUAGAUAACAAUAUAAUAACAGUCACGCUCAAUUUACGAUAAAUCAUGACUGCACAGAUAUCAAAAUUUUAUGUUUUACGCUGUUAAUUCGAUCCUUCGCUUUGUGCAAUCGCGCGUCAAUUUUCAAGCUGCAAUCAUGCACAGAAAAAUUCGUUAGCAACGUCAGCAAAUAAAAUCGAACGAGAUGCGUGCAAGUUAUGUGCAAGCAUGACAUGAUAUGGACGAGAUUUUUAAAUAUUCUCACAACGUAAAUAUACAAAGUUAUCUGAAAUUUCGUUUUCACGAGAUUAUCGCCGAGCGUUUGCUAACUAAACAUUUCUACAUUUUUAAUUAUUAUGUAUACUUAUAUAUAUUUAUUAUUCGUAAAAAUUUUGUAACAUAAUUUAUACAAUUCCUUUGUAUCUAUUAGGCUUUGGCUUUUUUUGCAAAAUACAUCGUGCAUAUCGUAGAUAAUAUGCAUACAUUGAUAUGCACGUAUUUAUUGUUAUAAAACUCUUUUUUAUUUACGCUCACAUGUUACAGCCUUGGCAAUACGUAUGCACGGUUGGCACGGUUGAAAUCGUCACAAAAGAAAUAUGUUUCUAUAAUUUGCCAAUAAAAGUUUUAGAAUUUUGAAUUUAUCUCGCGGUUAUUAUUUCGUAGUUUGAGUUUUCAUUUUUCCGUUCAAUUAUACAUAAUUAAACGAGACGUUGGAAAUUUCUCGGCAAUUAAGAUGCAUCGGAGAACGAGUUGGAUUAUUUCAAUUCGAAGUUAAUAGCCCCUGAUUUGUGUUACCUUCGCAUUGAACGAUCGCGAUAAUUCUUCCAUAAACUACAUCUUUCAUGAAAAACCAUCUCAAUUUACAUUGCAACGCCGUUCAAGAAUGUUAAUUACUCAUAGAACUGUUGGCACAGAAGAUAAUCACAAUAAUCAUGAUAAUUAGUAGAUAUUUCACGUAAUCGAUCGAUUAAUAAUUAUUCCGCAAAUUGCAAAAACAGACCUACGCAUUACUUUUAGUGGAUAUUCCAGUUACUAGAAUAUAUUUUUUAUUCAAAUUCAAAUUUCAAUUUUUUUAUUCAAAUUCUAUAUAUACAAUUGUAUAUUAAUGGAUUUUUAAUCCUAAUAUCGAAAUCAUUUUUAAUAAUUUUUAUCGAACUCCAAUAACUGCAAGGUCAAUUCUGAGUAUUUCUCUCUCAAAUUUCCGAAUUCCACUUUGCCAAUUCCCUGAAAUAAUUUUGUUGUUGACGAUUGCGUAUUUCUUCAUUCUAAUGACUCGAAUCGCCGAUGGUCGUGAGUGGAGAUCUGCGUCGGCUGCGAGAUUCCGGAUCAUAAGUGGAUCAUCACUUGUCUUUCGAUGAAUCACCAGGACGACCGAGAUGCGCGCUUGUUAGGACGGCAUCAGCCUGUCGCACGAGUUUCGCUUGAAGUGAAGCUUAUGCGAGUGAAUAGCCCGCGACGCUGAGACGCGGUGUAACAUUAAUCCCUCGGAAAUCCAAAAUCGCUUCAGCCGUGGAUCACGCAGGCGAAGCCGGCCAGGCGGCGGUCACCAAGCACCGGAAGCCCCGGCGCAAGAAACCAAAAAACGCCGCCGCCGGCGACACUAAAGUGCGUUCCUCUUAUCUUUUCGCGGAGCUUCUUCCUCGAGGUUUCUCCUCGAUACAAAUUUUAUAAUUUAUAAUCUAUAACUUGCGCGUUCAUGAUAAUAUAUUUAUAUUAAUAUUUAUUGUGUAAUUUUGAAUUUCGACAAUCCAUUUUCUCUUAAACUCUCCAAUUACAAAAUGACAAUUAUUUAUUAUUUUUGCGAUAAUUUCAAGUUUUGAUUUUCAAUGAAAUUAGAGACUUUGAGAAUUCUAAAUUAAAUUUUUUUUCGAAUUGUAAGAUUUUCUUCAAAGGUUGAUUAGUACAAUACUUAUUUCGACAAAAUUAAUUUAUGUAAUAAUAAAUUUAUACAUCUUUCAAGACGAAGGGAAUGGCGAAUACUUGCGCAGAAUUUCGGAAGGAGAUACACAAGUCUUUCGUUCUACCGACGAUGCAGCCAACACCAUCAUAUUCUAUGACAACGAUACAAAACCAGACUAGUUCAACUACAGCCAUGCGACCUCGAUCUCUUUACACUGCGCACAAUUAUCAUCCUCAAGCCGAGGAUCCAAACUUUCAACGAUACAGCGAGCUCUCCAAGUACUUCGAGCCUCCUGCUGAACAAUGGAGCAGCCUGGGUGGAGCGACAGGGUACUCAGGAUCAGCAGCGAUCUGGCGGCAGGCUAGGAAGUCGAUCGGCGGGCCUUACUAUGCGGCUGAGGAAGCCUCCAUUUACACGGAGAAUUGGAGGGAACACGAUACCGACGCUGGUGUUGGUGGUGCCGUCGCUACCCCUCAUGGUACCAUAUCAUUGAGGCUGCACAACAGAAUACGCGUGGACAUGACCAUUGAUCGUGCUGUCAGAGUCAUCAACUUCAAGAACAAUAUUGUUCUGUCGCUGAGUGGUUCCGGAGCAGCAGCCGCCUUGCUACACCCCAACGGUAGGAUAUAUCAGUAUGGUUCCCGAGUGGAGAUAGUUGCUCACGACGCGCACGGGAACAACAAGUUAGUCUAAGUUUUCUCAUUAUUUAAGCAACCACAUUAAUUCCGACCGGCUUACCCCACUAGGUUUGCGAAGAUGUGGUACAAAGGAGUCAGUUUCACGUCGGAGCAAUGCGCGCUCGUUUAUCUGGUCGACACGGCUGGAACCAGGACUACUACGGAUUCUUUUUCGGAUAUGAGCCAGGACUUCUCGCUGAGUGUCUUCUAUUCUGGUUCUCGCCAUGGACCAGCGUGCCUGCAGGAAGCAGCGGCACAUCUCAGUACAGCACAGUACUGGCAAACGGAGGAAGGUGUCGAAAACUGGGUUAUCAAUAACGUCAGAGUAUCUCAAACUCCCGACGGCCUUGUCAGGAUUGCGCGGAAUAGUAAUAAGUAUCAGAUGCGUACGUCACCCAGCAAUGGUACAGCAUCACUGACGACGCCCUUCUUGCACUGCACCGCAUCCCUGGGCCAGACAUCGCAUCUGUUCGUACGUCGUGGCGAGCGUCGCAUGCACUACGACGGCACUAGCUUCAUCGUAAGAAAUGCAGGACACAGCGCCGGCUUCGAUGACAACAAUCAGUUGAAGGUUUACUAA
Ooceraea biroi (clonal raider ant) is the source of this 3636-nucleotide messenger RNA. RefSeq names its product wurstfest (gene fest). Lineage: Eukaryota; Metazoa; Arthropoda; Insecta; Hymenoptera; Formicidae. The record is from RefSeq and is a predicted model, not a curated record.